AUGAACGAUCUUUCGUCAGCCGAAGUAUUAUUCAAAUUGUGUUCGUUCGGAGUGACCGCUGUCGCAGCCACACUCGCUGCUCUAACGGGGUACUGGUACAUUGUCGGUGAGUCGUACCCGAAACUUAAGAAGCUUGUCGAUCUUAAAAAGCAGACCAAAAUCCUACAGGACGGAUCUCGAGUAGCAGCCUGUCUAGAGAACGACCAACUGCAGUCACGUAAUUUCGAUGAUUCUCGAACCAUCUAUGAGGCUGUACACCGUGGUGCACGAGUAUCACAUAAUGGACCGAUGGUUGGCUAUCGUAUUCAACAGUCGGAUGGCAGUAAACCAUUCGUUUGGCAGAAUUAUGAUCAAGUGAUCCGUCGAGCUGAAAAUCUCGCACAUGGUCUAUUGGUGUUGGGCAAUCAGAAAGGUCAAGCAACCUUCAUAGCAGUCUAUUCGAAAAAUAGGCCUGAGUGGAUUAUAAGUGAAUUGGCUGCGUACAGUUACAGUAAUAUAAUUGUUUCAUUGUACGACACUCUGGGAGCGGAGGCGAGAACAUUUAUCGUCAGUGAAACUGGCGUUCAGUUCAUCAUUUGUGACGUUGAGCAGAAGGCAAAAUUGUUGGUUGAUGAGGCGUCGAAAAUACCAUCACUGAAGCACAUUAUCGUCAUCGAGCCAUUCAGCGAAGAGCUGAAAGUACAAGCUGAAGCAGCUGGCAUCUCAUUGCAUCGCUUCAGUGAAGUCGAGAAGUUAGGUGAAACAAUGCCGGAGAAACCGAAUUUCGAGCCACCAAAACCCGAAGAUAUAUCCACGGUGUGCUAUACAUCAGGCACCACGGGCACUCCGAAAGGUGUAAUACUGACACAUGCAAAUGUUAUCGCUGGUACAACUUGUCUCAACAUAGUUGCCAAUCUAAAAAUCACCACUGAGGAUGUUCUCAUAAGCUAUCUGCCAUUAGCACAUAUGUACGAGCGAAUGGUAGAGUGUGCGUGUUUCCAAGUCGGUGCACGAGUUGGAUAUUUCAGUGGCGAAAUCAGUGGUCUUAUGGAUGACAUUCAAAUCUUGAAACCAACCGCAAUUCCACUGGUGCCUCGUGUAUUGAAUCGAAUUUAUGACAAGGUAAUGUCUGGAGUGAACAAAUCAGUUUUCACUCGGCUUUUAUUUGCUGUUGCAAUGGCGUGCAAGAAGAAUGAAUUACGACGUGGAAUUCUCCGACAGGAUUCUUUCUUUGAUCAAAUCGCUUUCAAGAAGAUCCGAGACAAACUUGGUGGUCGCGUUAGGCUAAUGGCCAUCGGAUCAGCACCAGUUGCACCUGAUGUACUAAUGUUUGCGAGAGCAGCGUUUGGGUGCAUUGUAAUUGAAGGAUACGGACAAACGGAGUGUGUUGCUGCGUGUACAGCGAGUAUCGAAGCAGACUGCGACGCUACUCAUGUGGGCCUUCAGAUACCGUGCAAUGCUGUCAAACUUGUUGACGUUCCUGACCUAAACUAUUACGCCAAGGAUCAAGUCGGAGAGGUAUGUGUCAGAGGAAAUAAUGUCUUCAAUGGAUACUACAAAAACGAAGAAGCAACCGAAGAGACUCUUGACGAGAACGGUUGGCUGCAUUCAGGUGAUAUCGGACGAUGGACUGCGAAUGGAACUUUACAAAUCAUUGAUCGUAAGAAACAUAUCUUGAAAUUACAACAGGGUGAAUAUAUAGCACCGGAUAAAAUCGAGAACGCAUAUGCACAUUCACCGUAUGUGUCGCAGUCAUUUGUUUAUGGUGACAGUUUGAAGUGUUCGCUUGUUGGCAUUAUUGUACCGGAUGAAGAGGAAUUGAUAAAACUUGCUUCAAGUCGACCAGAACUGAACGAAGCCACUUUCGAGCAGAUGUGUCUGAAUGAAACUGUUAAGAAAUUGAUAUUCGAUGAUCUCAUUGAAGUUGGCAAAAAACAAGGAUUGUUCUCCUUCGAACAGGUGAAGGAUAUUUUCGUAACUUCGGAUCGUUUUACGAUGGAAAACGAUCUGUUGACGCCAACGCUGAAAAAUAGGAGACCAAAUUUGAAGAAACAUUUCGAUGAACAAAUUCAGCGAAUGUAUUCGCAAUUGAAAUAA
Anisakis simplex (herring worm) is the source of this 2076-nucleotide messenger RNA. The record is from the annotation of a GenBank genome assembly. NCBI's taxonomy places the organism in Eukaryota, Metazoa, Nematoda, Chromadorea, Rhabditida, Anisakidae.